CUCAUGUCUCAUUCACCCUCUCCCCUCGGCCUCCCUCCCACCCUUCCCUCCACAGGCCAACGCUGGGGACGGCCUCCAUGUAUUUAAAGAGGACGAGAGCCCCCAUACUCAGUUGAGCCGACAGAGACCACACAGGCAGACUUGACCUUGGUCAGAGGGUCUUCAAGAUGCCAAACUGGGGCGGAGGAGCGAAAUGUGGAGCCUGCGAAAAGACAGUCUACCACGCAGAAGAAAUCCAGUGCAAUGGAAGGAGUUUCCACAAGACCUGCUUCCACUGCAUGGCCUGCAGGAAGGCUCUGGACAGCACCACGGUGGCAGCUCACGAGUCGGAGAUCUACUGUAAGAUCUGCUACGGGCGCAGGUAUGGCCCCAAGGGGAUCGGGUACGGACAAGGCGCCGGCUGCCUCAGCACGGACACAGGCGAACAUCUGGGCCUCCAGUUCCAACAGUCCCCAAAGCCUGCACGCUCAGCCACCACCAGCAACCCUUCCAAGUUCACCGCAAAAUUUGGAGAGUCAGAGAAGUGCCCCCGGUGCGGAAAGUCAGUCUAUGCUGCUGAGAAGGUGAUGGGAGGGGGCAAGCCUUGGCACAAGACAUGUUUUCGCUGCGCCAUCUGUGGGAAGAGUCUAGAGUCCACGAAUGUCACUGACAAAGAUGGGGAACUUUACUGCAAAGUUUGCUAUGCCAAAAAUUUUGGCCCUACAGGUAUUGGGUUUGGAGGCCUAACACAACAAGUGGAGAAGAAAGAGUGAAAGGUAUGCCAAACUUCACCGGCCUCGAGCAUUUGCCAUGUUCUCCUGCAGGACGGAAAGCCUUGCCCGAUCAUCCUCUCGUGGAGGGUCAGCCAGUAUUUCUCUUCGGAACUGAUCACAGUCUUGACCCAAAGUUAGAAAACACUUUUGGAAGAAAAGUAUUAAAAGUUUAAGCUGUAACAAAUGUGUUAUUAUUUCUGAUACCGGGGUGGGAGAGGCAAUAAAUAAAUGUUUUAGUGGCA
Molecule: messenger RNA, 994 nt
Organism: Zalophus californianus (California sea lion)
Lineage: Eukaryota; Metazoa; Chordata; Mammalia; Carnivora; Otariidae
Gene: CSRP3
Product: cysteine and glycine rich protein 3
Exons: 6
Coding region: 168-752 (194 amino acids)
Biological process (GO): muscle tissue development; cardiac muscle contraction; sarcomere organization
Cellular component (GO): nucleus; cytoplasm; Z disc
Molecular function (GO): actinin binding; structural constituent of muscle
Source: RefSeq, a predicted model, not a curated record